Molecule: messenger RNA, 1248 nt
Organism: Paracoccidioides lutzii Pb01
Exons: 3
Coding region: 1-1248 (415 amino acids)
Molecular function (GO): GTP binding
Source: RefSeq, a predicted model, not a curated record
AUGUCUACGAAUAACGGCUUUGGGCCCCCUCCACCCCCCUACAGUUUUGUAGGCUCUUCGCGACUCUCACCCCCCCAAUCUGUUUGUCCUUCGCUUCCAGCAUAUCAUGCUGGACUCUCCUUAGGCUAUGGAGGGCCGUCACCUAGUCAAUUACCUAACCCUUUGCUGAGCGGGGGGUUUCCAGGAGUUCUACAGACUAUUAGACCACCCGUGCAACAACCCCCGUCAAUGACAACUGAUGACCAAUUUUUAUGUCAGAAUGAGACAACGGCUGUCCAAAGACCUGAGUUUGAGCUCCGCCCAGAAGACGUCGUGGUUCCAAUAAUGGGAAUGAUUGGUGCGGGGAAAAGUACUUUUGUUUCCCUUUUGGCUGACUGCCAAAACGCUGCUCUUGGACAUAUACUCAAAGGAUCUACGAGGGAUGUCGAGGUAUAUCCAUACCAGGUUGAUAGGAAAACAAGAGUGCUUCUUGUCGACACACCAGGGUUUAUUGGAACCAACAGAAGUGACAUUAAUACGCUCCGUUCCGUAGCAAACUUCUUCUGCCUGACUUUCUCCAACAACGUUAAGACGGCCGGCAUAAUAUACUUACACGACAUAACAGCCAAACGGAUGGAUGGCGCCGCAAAACGUAACUUGCGCAUGUUGAGAAAGCUCUGCGGCGCCACUAAUCUAUCUAAAGUGAUCAUGACCACGAAUAAGUGGGGAAACUUGGGCGAGUUACAUGACGGGGUCAGCCGCGAAAAGCAGCUACGAGACUGUUACUGGAGAAGCAUGCUCAGUCGUGGAAGUACGGCCAUGCGCCACACUGGUAGCAGGCGGUCAGCAGAGCAGAUUGUGAAAGCCCUUCUGCACAAACGACAGCCCAUAGUCCUCGAAAUCCAACGAGAAAUGGGGUUACACAACCAACAGCUGAGCAACACGGCUGCAGGCCGAGAACUGUAUGCGGAUAUGGAAAGGGAUAGGCAACGAUACGCCGGCGAACUCGUGGCAUUGCGGCAGGAGUUCGAUGAGGCGCUGCGGCGGAAGGAUUCUGAGUAUGGUCACGCGCUGCGGGGGACCAAGGCACAGCUGCAGGAGAAAAUCGAGUUGCUAGAGGAGAGAAUGAGGGCCCCGAGGGUGGAUUUCCACCGCUUGAAACCUGAGACGAAUGAGCGGGAGUUGGGGAAGAAGAAGAAUUUCGGGCGGACGGCUUUGGGGAUUGGUGUGGGUGCUAUACUCGGUUUGACGACGGGGAUUUUUAUUUAA